Molecule: messenger RNA, 9003 nt
Organism: Biomphalaria glabrata
Lineage: Eukaryota; Metazoa; Mollusca; Gastropoda; Planorbidae
Product: bromodomain and WD repeat-containing protein 3-like
Exons: 35
Coding region: 216-6104 (1962 amino acids)
Biological process (GO): regulation of cell shape; cytoskeleton organization; regulation of transcription by RNA polymerase II
Cellular component (GO): nucleus
Molecular function (GO): protein binding
Source: RefSeq, a predicted model, not a curated record
AUUACUUUAAAAAGAAUAAGCAAAAUUAAUGUAUAUAUUUAUAUUUUAAAAACACCUUCUUACGAAAUCACUCCGCUUCUUUGGAUGUUAUGAGAAAAAUCGUAGAGUUGAAAAACAUUGAAAAUGGCGUCAGACCUUGUUAAAAGUGUUGGUGUAGACAAUGUAUAACAUUAACCUUAGCCUUUACUUUUCUUUAUAGUACUUUAGUAUAAAGGAUGGAUUCUUCAUCCAUUCUUGAGCCUGAAUUGUACUUUCUCAUCGCAAGAUUUCUAAACAGUGGACCAUGUCAAAGGGCGGCUAAAGCUCUUCUAGAAGAAUUGCAAGAAUUCAGGCUUCUACCUCAAAGAGUUGACUGGGAAGGCAAUACACAUUUCAGGAGCUAUGAAAACUUGGUGUAUAUGAACAGACACAUUAAAAGUGACCACCUUCUUCGAGUUGUAGAAAGAGUAGGAACACUUCUUGAUAAAGAAAUAAAACCAAGUGUGCCAGGAGUGAAGUCUCUUCUUGGAGCAGGCAGCCUUUCCUUACUUAGAACAGCAGAAGACGUAAAGCAAACAAAAUGGAGUCCAACCCAUCAUAUUGUACGCCAACAUGGAGUACCUCUUUAUCCACCUGCCAACCUUGUGAGCCCAGCUAUUCCUCAUGUAUUAAAAGCAAAUGAGAUGUCUGGUGUGGUUCGACAGCACAGUGUUGUCCCCACCUGCCUCUACAACAAAAUUGUGAUGCAUGGUCGCAAACUGGGUCACCUUUCUGCUGUUUAUUGCGUAUUGUUUGAUAGGACAGGAAAUUACAUAUUUACUGGUGCAGACGAUGCUCUUGUAAAAAUUUGGAGUGUUUAUGACAUGCGACUUCUUGCCACACUUCGUGGUCAUUCUGCAGAAAUAACAGAUAUGGCAGUGUCAUUUGAGAACACCUUCCUUGCCAGUGGUAGCUGUGAUAAAGCUGUUAGAAUAUGGUGCCUUAGAACUAAGGCUACAGCAGCUGUCUUGCAAGCUCAUUCCAGCAUGAUUACAUCUGUACAGUUUUGUCCCAAAGUUCAAGGAGAGAAUAGAUAUCUAGUAUCGACAGGAAAUGAUGGCUGUGUUUGUUUUUGGCACUAUAACGUUCACACAAAUGUUUUCAGCCCGAAACCCACAAAGUUCAUUGAGAAAUCUAGAGCAGGGGCACAAAUGUUGUGUUCAUCCUUUUCUCCAGGAGGAGCUUUUUUGGCAACAGGAAAUUCUGAUCAUGUUGUCCGUGUUUACUUUCUUCAUGCAAUCGGAAUAGAGAAAAUUUGUGAACUAGAGGCUCAUACUGACAAAGUGGAUAGCAUCUGCUACAGUAACAGUUUAAACAGAUUUGUAAGUGGCAGCAAUGAUGGAACAGCAAGAAUUUGGCGUUUUGAGAAGCAAGAAUGGCGAGCUACAAUUCUCAACAUGAAUGCUAAAAUAAACAGCACCCCUCAGUGUCUAGAAACAAGCAGGACUGAGAACAAUAAAGACCAGUUGAGAGUUACCAUGGUCAGCUGGAGUAUGGAUGACUUGAUGGUUUUUACUGCUGUGUCAGAUCUCUCGAUCAAAGUCUGGAAUUCUUAUACAGGCGCUUUGCUCAAAGUUUUAGAAGGUCAUGAAGAUGAAGUAUUUGUUUUAGAAGCCUGCCCCACUGAUGCACGCAUUUUACUAAGUGCUGGUCAUGAUGGCAAAAUGAUCAUUUGGGACAUCUACACUGGCACCAAGAUAAAAAAGUUUUAUAAUUUUAUUGAAGGUCAAGGACAUGGUGCUGUGUUUGAUUGCAAAUUCUCACCAGAUGGUUUUUCUCUAGCAGCCACAGAUUCUCAUGGUCACCUGUUGCUUUUAGGAUUUGGCACAAAUGAAAGAUGUAAAAAGAUCCCUCAACAGCUGUUCUUCCACACAGACUAUCGCCCUCUAGUCAGAGAUGCCAACAGUUUUGUACUCGAUGAGCAAACUCAGCAGCCACCACACAUAAUGCCACCACCAUUCCUGGUAGACAUAGAUGGAAACCCAUAUCCUGCCUCUGUCCAGCGUCUGGUGCCAGGUAGAGAGCAUUGCAAUGAGUCUAGUCUGGUGCCUCAAAUGAUAGUCAAUGCUCAUGGUGAGUCUGAAGUGAUAGGUGAUAUAGUCAAUGAUGCAAGACCAGCAGCUGCUCAACCAGAAGAUUCUGGCACAGAGGAAGAAGAAGUUGCGCCACUGCCACCUCCACGUAGGGGAAGGCCGAGCAGGAACGCCAGGUCCAGUUUAGAUGCCAUGAUACAAGAAUUGCAAAGGCAGCAGGAUGAGAGAAUCCGCCAUGAGCCCGAAGGAAAUAGAAAUGAUAAUGUCAUGUCACCACCCAUUGCCUCUCCUCCCACGCCAAGGUCUCACUUGCAGAAUCGAAUAGGCAUGAGGCGUAGUGGUGAAAUUGAAGGUGUCCGCCAAUCUCUUGGCCAUGUUUCUGUUCGUUCUACAAAGAAAGAGAGAGAUGCAGCCAAACGUCAUGUGACUGUUAGGGCUUUAGAUCUUGAAGCUUUAAGAGCAUCUGAAGAAAAGAGAUCUGCAUUUACUGAAGAGGAAAUCAGAAAAUUUGUAAAUGAACGAAAGAAAAAGUUGCUCUCCCCUCAUGAGAAUGUCAGUGCCAGUGUUCAAAACAACAAGAAACGUGGCCAGAAGACGAAGAAAGCAGCAGGAGAGAGAGCAGGGGAAACUCCUGAAAAUGUAGAAACAGCAAGAAAUAGACUGACCACGAGAGCUUUGUAUGACACAGAGGAGGAGGAUGAAGAAGAAGAUGCAGAUUCAGACAUUUGGGAAAGCGAUAACAGCAGCAGUGACUACUCUGAUUGGGUUGGAGACCAAGGCAGUAGUAACUUGGAGCCUCCCAAGCGGCGGUCUCAACGGAAGCCUAAAAGGAGGUGUCUGUCAUCAGACGAAGAGGACUUGGAUGAAGAGGAGGAAGAGGAAGAAAUGGACACAGAGGACACCACAACAGAAGAAAGCAGUGAUGAUGAGAAAGAUAAUGUCACUGAGCCGUCCACAUCCUCUAAGCGAGAGUCAACACGUCGCUCGACAAAUCAGAAAACAGUCCAACAAAAAAAGAAAAAAAUUCAGAAACGCAAGAAAGCUCAUCGCACUCCUCCUGAUCCAAAUCUUAAGCCAAUAACUGAGCUAGAUGAGAAGAUGAAACCGCCUGAGUGGAUCACCACAGUCAUUCCUAGAAAGGCUCCCUUUGUGCCUCAGAUGGGCGAUGAGGUUAUAUACUUCCGCCAGGGUCAUGAGCAGUACCUCCAUGCUGUGCUAAGGAAAGAGGUCUACAAUGUUGACAUUGACAAGAAUCAGCCUUGGCAUAAAAUUCCAAACCUUAAGGCUCAUGAAUUACUGAAAAUAGUUGGCAUCAAGUGGCUGAUCAAACCAACUCGACUUUGUUGUCUUAAACUGGCUUUUAUGGAUGCCAACUCAAGCAAAGUCACAGGGAAAAGUUUUACAAUAAAAUAUCAUGAUAUGCCUGAUGUGAUAGAUUUUAUAGUGCUUAAACAACAUUAUGACAUCUCUGUCAAUAGAAACUGGAGGCCAGGAUUGAGGUUCAGAUCCAUGAUAGAUGACCAGUGGUGGAUGGGGGCCAUCAAAUCUCAAGAACCACUCUGUCCAGAUUACCCAGAUAGCUUGUACCAGUGUUUUAAUGUGCAGUGGGACAAUGGUGAACACGAGAAACUCAGUCCAUGGGAUAUGGAGCCGAUAGAUCCUAAACGUAAACCAGCUGUAGUUGGAGGUGGUGUUGGAGUCACACAGGAUGAAUACAAAGCUUUGUUGUAUGUUCCAAAGAAAACUGAAUGGCCAUCUUGUGGUAGGGAAGCAGAAUCAAGGCGAUUGAUUCGAGGACUGGAGGCCCUCAUGGAGCAUUCGUUGGCAGAGCCAUUCAUUGCCCCUGUUGAUCUGCAGCAGUUCCCUACCUAUGCUUGCUUUGUGCCUUAUCCCAUUGACUUGAGCACUAUCAGAACAAGACUUGAGAAUGGCUUCUACAGGCGAGUAACAGCAUUACAGUGGGAUAUUCGUCUUCUGGCAGCUAAUGCUAGCAUCUUCAACAAAACUGGAAGCAAUAUAGUCAAGAGUGCCAAUGUUGUCUCCGAGACUCUGCUCAGGUUUAUCAAAAACCAUGAGACUGAUGAGCCAUUAAGCUUACUGAAUGAAUUAGCACAUAGUGAAAUGAAGACCUGUUCCAGUGAUGAUGAUAGUCAGCCAGGAUCUUCUGGGACCAACUCCAAGCCCCAGAGCAGCUCAUCUCGGAGAAGAUCAAGCAAUAAACUUAACCCUGAGGCAUGGCUUGAACAAAGCGAGUCACUACUGGCAAUGUUGUUUGAAUGUGAAGACUCUGAACCUUUCAGAAUUCCAGUCAAUCCUGCUGUCUAUCCGGAUUAUGAAGAUAUAGUGACCAACCCAAUGGACUUGACCACUGUACAUACAAAGUUAGCCACUGGUCACUAUGGAAAUCCAGUAGACAUGAGUCGGGAUAUUCGACUUAUCUUUCAAAAUUCCAAACUUUAUAAUACCAAUAAACGCUCAAGGAUAUAUUCAAUGACCCUUCGUCUUUCUGCCUUGUUUGAGGCUCAAAUUGUAGAAAUUAUUGAUGGCUGGAAGGCAGCGCUGAAAGCUUCUGGUCGUGUGAAGAAAAAGUCCCGCUCAAAGAGAUCAACUUCUCCUCAUCCCUCUACUUCCUGGGACACUCUGACCUCCAGUAUAAUAGAUCCAUGUCAACCAUCGACUUCUGGUCAUUCUCAAAAAACAGCUUCAAAUGGCUUAGGUUCAGGAGUUUUGACCAACGGCUUAUCUUCAGGAAAAACAAAAAUAGUGAAUGGCUGUGGUGACGACUCGGAUGCGACAAUUGUUGACGAGGACAAGAAGGAGGAUGAAUGUGAUACUGAAGUGUGUGAUGAGGAGGGUCAUAUGAAUGGACACUUGAGCCAUUCUGACCAUGAGGAGGAGAGCUACGAUGACGCAGGUGAUGAUGACAAAGACUAUAGGCCAACUAGCAAGUACGUGAAAUCCUCAAGGUCUGGACCCAGAGGGAAAUCUUCCAAGCGUGGCAAAAGUAAAUCUACAAGACCACUUCCAAUUCGUUCAGCCAGCGAGCGUCUUAAAAAAUCCAACAUAUUUUAUACAUCAGAUGGUGACAGUGACGCAGAUCUGCUUUCAGAAGAGGACAAUGAGAUGGAGGAGAGAGUCUCUUAUAGAUCAAGCCGAGGCAAAGCUAACAGGAUUCAUGACGAUUCAGAUGACGGGACUUCAUCUGAUGACCAUUUACCGCCUGCGCCGAGAAAAGGGAGAACUUCCAAAGGCGGCAGCAGCAAAAAUAAACAGGCUAAAUCUGGUCAGAGCUCAAAGUAUUCACACAAAAAGUAUGCCUCAGACAUUGAGGAGACUUUGACCCACAGGAAAGCUCGCAGCACAAGGCCGAAAAGAAAUCAAGUGCUCCACUCAGAUGAUGAAGACUUUUCUGAUAAGAAAUCCUCGGCACCUGCCUUAUCUCGUUCAGCCAGGUCUGCUAGGUUUAGAAAAAAAGAUUACAAUGAAGCAGAUACUGAUGACCAGCUGGAGGAAAGUGAGAGUGAUGAAGGCAGUGAUGAGGAUGAUAAAGAUUCCUCAGACUUAGAGUCAUCUGAUGAGGACCUUGAUCAGGACUCUGAGGAUGAGCUUAUCGCUGAAACUUUAAAAAAUGGUCCCUCUAAGUCAUCGAAAGGUAAAAAAUCAGCUAGGCUUGCAAAACGUUCUAAAAUCAAUCACUCUGACGAUUCAGAUAGUGACGGUAACUUGCAGAGAAAGCGCAAACGCUUGUCUUCUCCAGUUAAAUCUCCCAAAAAAAUUCCCACUGUGAAAUCCAGGUUGAAGACUGCAGCACCUAAAAAAAAUUCCUCUAGCAAAGAUGGUGCUGGAAGACAAACCAGGAACAGGGGCAAGCAGAGAGUGACCUACAAUGAUGACUAUUCUGAGGAUUCUGAAGAAGAAAUCAGCAAAUCUAAUGAUGUGAACAAUUCCGACAGUGAUUCUGAUUCUUCUGUUAAUCAUUCCAGAAGCGUGAGCAGCCGAGGCAGGGUGAGGAAGCUAACAGCACGUGCCAAAGCAAGUUUAAAAGGUCACUAAUAAUGGUUUUGUAUUUAGAGAUAAAUUGUAUUUGUCUUUUAGUGUAGAACUAUUAAAGUAAUACCCCACACAUAUCCAUCGUAGUCUAAAGGCUAAACUCACACCACUGUCUUGCUAACCCUGUUCUUUAUUCAAACUUCAAAUAUUUAUUUUUGUGUAAAGUUUGCAGGAAAUGCAUGUUAAUUUGUAUAGCUCUUAAUUUCUUUAAAUUAUUUUAUAGUUUUGUAAAAGUUGCAAACUUUGUUAGAAAUUUUAAAAUACAUUUUCUAGGGCCAAAAAUUAUUUUUUUUAAGUUAAAUAUAACCUGACCAGAGGUACUUGCAGAAUUGUAUAAGGACAUUGAAACAUAUUUAAAAUAUUUGGAUACAAACUAGUCAAGGACAUUAUCUUUGUAUCAACAUUUAGAUCUAGUUUUUUUUGCCUCUCUUGGUAUGGAGUAGCUGCCUUUUGCACAAGAGUCAUUGCUUGAAUAACUAGCUUCUUUAUCCGCAUUGCAUUUUCUCCAUUGUGUGAAGAACAGCUGUUUGACAAAGCAUAAUCUGUACCAAAUCUUUCUUAGUGUAUAGUCAUACUUUUUUGUGAGUCUACUUACUUGGUACUUUUUUUUUUCCUUCCAGUGUUGUUUGUGAAUUGUAAGAAACAGGCAACUUGUCAAAUAUUGUAUUCAAUUAUUGAAUUAUCGCUCCACAAGUUUUUACAUUUUUGUUUCAUUCAUAUUUUUGUUUAUUGCAAAUUUUUUUAGAAGGUAAUAAAAUGGAACCUUUUGUGCCUUAGUUACUCAGGGAAUUUUCUAGAUGUUUCUAUGUGUGCUGGAACUGUCCUAACAAGACUUGUACAUUACUGAUUGUAUGGGGAAUUUAGAAAGACUUGUAUUAUUAGUCUAGUUCUGUUUCUAGUUCUUUCCUCUUUCAACUAUACAUCAAGUUUUAAUUGUGAUUGUUUUCUGAACAUCUUUGUCAUGGCAGGUCUAUUGUAUUAAAUAUUUAGAUGUAUAUGGAGCUCUAAGCCUACAUUGUUAAUUCCUUUCACUCAAACAAUGCAUUAGUUUUUGUAAAUGUUGAACAAAAUUUGUUUGGAGGUUAGAGUUGAUUCAUUUAUUCCAACAGUUCAUUGUUUUUAAUUUCCAGGCUUGUUUGUUGAAUUGCACUUUUGAAUUUUUGGCAAAAUUUUGUAGACUGAUUUUUUUAUUUUUUUUUUUAGUAUUUAUAGUUUUAACUUUCCAUUGCUGAUAUUGGCUUCACUAGUUAAUAACAAAAAAAACACACAGAUCUAAGAUUACAAAAUAAAAAUUAUUAAAUAAAAGACAAAAUAAUGUAGCAAUGUUGAAAGAAACCUCAAUGUUAAUUGAUUAAGACAUCAAGGAUGUUACCUUCAGCCACGCCUGUUUCCUGGUUUUCUUCUAUUACAUGUAUAUUGUGUCUAUGGAGAUGUAGAUACUCAUCUGCUCAAUCUUCCUGUGUUACAAGACUUGAUCCAUUACUUCAACAUGUCCCAAUGGUCAAGCAUGAUCCUAUCCUCUAAUUGACAUGUGUUGCCUGUCAAUUAUUGGCCAUGGUUGAAGUGAAAUCAACAUCUUCUGUGUGUGGAACUCUUCUGUAUGCUAUUCAAAUGAUUUUUUAUCAAAUCUGUAUAUGUGUGUGUGUGUCUUGAGAAGUUAUAUGAAAGUUUGAGCUUUUCAAUGCUGGUGUGUGUAGAUAGGUGUGAAGUACGAAUCAAUGCAUUUCUUGGUAGAUGAUAGCUUUCAAAUGUAAACUAUCUCCUUCACAUUUGUGUACAGUUCAAAUGAUAACAAACUGAAUGAAAAGUGAUUCCAGGAGCUUGAGUAGUUGAGUUGUUUUUUUUCCAGUGAUUCAGAAUGGUUGAGUUUUUUUACUAGAUGUGUAUAUAAUGGAGUGAGAAUGUUCUGUGAGACAAAACUCUUGUAGACUGAUCAGAUUGUACUACUGAUUUUGAAUAGAGUAGAAUGAUUAAACCCAGAUUUAACCUAGUUUCUCAUUUUAAAAAAAAAAAGACUUAUCAUAAUUGUUCCUAAUUAAAAUAUAAGAUUGUCAAUAGUUAUUCAUUUUUUUUCUAAAUAAUCAUCAUUUUCAGUAAUACAUUAAUAUAACAACGAAAGGAAACACUUAAUUUUACAAAACAUGCUUGAAUAUUACAAAACAUACUUAAUGUUAUUUUAGUUGCUAACACAUUAUACUGUGUUUCACUUAGAUAUUUUUAGCUCAUCACAUUUGCAUUAUUUUCCCUUUUAAUAAAAUAUUUGACUUCGACUCCUUGAGUCUUUUCAUUGAAUCAUGUCUUAAGAAAAUAAUAAUCCUAAAAUUAAAUGUAUUGCCAAUAUGGAGUUGUAAGUACCUGAACUUCUACAUUGGUAGUGCUGUACAAAUUGGUCUCUUAUUUAAUUGUGUAAAAGAGUAUUUAGUUUGUUAUUUGGUUAUUUCAUUAAUUUUUUUUUGUUACCAGAGCUGAACUUUAACCUUUUGUUUUGUAUAAAAGUCAUGUUGUGCCAUGUUUAAGGCAGCAAAGGUAAUAAAUAAAUCUUGUUUUCAAAGUGGAAUGAAAUGUUUUGUCUUUUGUUGACUAUUUAACAGUGUGCCCUGGUGGGCUGAAUGUAACAUUGUCUCUGGUAUUGGAACGAAGACAUGUAUUGUUAUGUAACAUUGUCUCUGGUAUUGGGACGAAGACAUGUAUUGUUAUGUAACAUUGUCUCUGGUAUUGGGACGAAGACAUGUAUUGUUAUGUAACAUUGUCUCUGGUAUUGGGACGAAGACAUGUAUUGUUAUGUAACAUUGUCUCUGGUAUUGGGACGAAGACAUGUAUUGUUAUGUAACAUUGUCUCUGGUAUUGGGACGAAGACAUGUAUUGUUAUUGCAUUAAAUAAUAAACAUCUUGAUUAAGUAAA